UCUCCUCAUCUGUGAGCUGGAGAAGCCCCUCUGCCCUGCCGUGACGGUGGGCCCGCCCUGGGCGCUCAGUUGGCAGUUUGAACUCGGGCUGCUUGUGGGUGGAGGGCCGGCUGGGCUGGAAGGCGCUUCUCCUGCCCCUUCCACGCAGGCAAACUGCUGACCGCGGCAAAGCCACGUUGCCGUGCUUGGGGGAAAUCUGCCUUGGUUUGGGGUUUAAUUUUUUUAAAUGGCUGCUUGGGUUUGGUUUCGUCUGGGGUUUGGCAAGCGCGCGAGGUUUGCUCCCUGCGGCGGCGGCCGCUGUGGUUCUGGUCCGGCCGGGCGAGCAGCGAGCAGGGCGUUAGGACCCGGCUGCGCGCCCCGCACCCCGCGCGUCCCGGGUCCCCAGCCGCGCCGAGAGGCGUGAACGAGAGGCUGGCGGGGGGACCCGGACGGCGCGCUCACUGUGGAAUGGCUCUGUCGUCGCCAGGCAACCGUCCUGACGCAACGAGAAGAAAAAAAAAAAAAAGAAGUCCCUUAAAACAGAAUAGUGCUGAGAAUUCGCGGGAGCGGGAGAGCCGGGAGGCCGCGUCGGGAGGAGGCGGGGACCUCAGCGACCCCCCUGGAAGGGCCUCCGCGAGCCCCCGAAGGUGUGGAAACGGAAGCUUUGAAUAACAAGUUGAGGUGCAGCCAUUAGCCCCGGACAUCCAAACCAGGCCUCACGGGGAGACACACCAGGGGAACGUGGGGAGCUCUGGAGCCCUUGUGCAAGGGGAGGGCUUCGUGCUGACAUCAUUCGCAUCCUUCCCGCAGGGUGAGCGCCAGCCAGCAGCCCUCACUACCCGCCCUUCCCUGCGAGGGGGGAGCUCCGUCCUGCUUCCCCUCCAGUUUUUCAUCUGCCUACACCUCCAGGACUGAUAGAUCGUCUUGGCAAAGCUGCCCCCAAAGAUUCCUGCUAACACUUGUCUGUUCCUGCCUUUUGCAAAGCGUGGUACCUACAGGACUCCGGGAAGAAUCUUUAACCCUGACCUCCACAGCGGCUCCAGAGGGCACUCCGUGAGGCUUGUGCGACGUCCCUCAGCUCCUGGAGCUGCCCACGUCCCCGGCGAUGUCCCCAGGAGCCCCAGCCCCAGCUGGAUGAGCCCCGGGCAGCGUGGGACCCGACCUUCCUGCCUGCCAAGACUCCCCCCGUCAUCUCCCAUGUCUGGCUGCCCGGGCAAACUCUAGAAUGUCUGUACCCCAGAUCCAAGUAGAAGAAGUCGGGGGUGGAGAAGAAGGAGCAGCCCCCCCACCUGAUGACCACCUCCGGAGCUUGAAGGCCCUCACGGAGAAACUGAGGCUGGAAACCCGCAGGCCCUCCUACCUGGAAUGGCAGGCCAGGCUGGAGGAGCAGACGUGGCCCUUCCCCAGGCCAGCUGCCGAGCAGGGUGGGCGUGGGGAGGAGGAGCCCCUGCGCCCCCAGCGUGAGCCCAAGCAGCACCGCCCACUUAAUGGGAGUGCCCUCCGGGCAGACGGACCCCAGGCCACUGGCAAGCUGGAAGGCUUUGAAAGUAUCGAUGAAGCUCUAGCCUGGCUCAGGAAGGAACUGAUGGAGAUGCGGCUGCAGGACCAACAGCUGGCCAGGCAGCUCAUGCGCCUGCGCGGCGACAUCCACAAGCUGAAGAUCGAGCAGACCUGCGACCUGCACCGGAGGAUGCUCAACGACGCCACCUACGAGCUGGAGGAGCGCGACGAGCAGGCCGACCUCUUCUGCGACGCGCCGCUCGCCGCCUCCUUCAGCCUCUCCGCGCCGCUCAGGCUCAUUGGGGUCACCAAGAUGAACAUCAACUCCCGGAGAAUCCUGCGGAAGGGCCGCGCCGUCCACGCCCACCGAGGCCUGCUUCCCAGCGCGACAGGUCUCGGUCCCCGCCUCCUGGAUUCACGUUCCUGUUCCCUGGAACCACUGGUGCUAUGAACUGAGAUCCCAGAGGGAGGCCCCCCAAGCUGUGAUUCUUGCAGAAAGCUUCCCCGAGGGCAUGGAGCUCCCAGUGGGGGGUGGCUAAUUAUGUCAGCGGUGCCAUCUCCCUGUGGCUGACCCCCAAGGACUGCUUCCGAUUUACCCUCAGUAGGUGACUCAGCCACCUCGACAGGGACCCACCAGGAAGGGAGAGCAAAAAGGACACAGCGAGCGGGUGGUCCAGACUGCCCCAGGCCCCCCCUUGGCCCUGCAAGUGUCCUGGAAGCUGUUUCCAGUCUGCGCGGGACACAGCAGCCUAGCUUGGGUGAGCAAGCUCAGACAGCCCCUGCUGCCCGCUCUGGCCACACGGACCGAUCCCGGUCUCCAAAGAGCCCCACUGCUACCCUGCAACCCCGGGAGUGCCUAGGAGACUCCUGUGACUGGGCCAGGCAAGGCAGUCAGCGGAUUGCCCAAAACCGAAUUGGGAGUAGGGGGCGGGCUCCCAACAGAGUCCGAUGGUGUCACCUACGUCCCAUCUUGCCCUCCCCAGAAAGACUCAGGGAAGCCCAGGAGCCCCUCUGAGAUUCUGCGCCUGAUUUAGCUCAUUUUAACUCAAUCAGACUGUUACUAAUCUGCUGCUGAUUUGUUAACUGUUUGAUCUUUGUCCCAGUGGCAGAGCCAGUGGGUAAGUCAAGUCCAGAGGUUCAGGAUUUGAUUUAAAAUGUUCUCCCUAACGACAAGCACAAGGGCCAGCAGGGUGAGGACUGAGACCUCAACAGGUUACAGUUAAAUGGGCAGAAUGCCAUGCCCGCCAUCAGCUGGGAGCCCGGCCUUUGACGUCACCCAGCUGAGCCCUCUGUUCAUAAAGGAGGGAAGUGAGGCCAGGGGAGAAUGGCUUCCCUCAGGCUACACAGCUCUUUAGUGGCCACAGAAUAUGGGUGUUAAAUAAUGCCUGGAAAGAUCCUGUAUCAUUGACCUUGAACCCCAGAGAUGGUCCCCCUGCUUUGCCAACCCCACAGACUGCCAACCCCACUUCUGCCCUCCUCGUUCAGCCCCACGCACCUCUCACUUUGCGGUGCAGAAUAUUUGGGCCAAACCCAGAGCAGUGCCUGGAGGCCGGACCCACAGAACAUGUAUUACCAACCGCAAAUCCAUAGUCACAGUAAGGUGUCCCGCUGUGGCGUCUCCUGUUCUGUCUUCCUGUAUGAUCUCACUGGGGCGCAUGCACACUUCACACACACACACACACACACACACACACACACCAUGGCCCACAAUGGGGAAAGGUUCUUUUUUGUGUAGUGGGGAGAAUGCAGGGGUCCCGCAUUAGACAGAAAAAAACUCGAUCUCUCCGUUGUCAUUUCUGAGAUCCAAAGGGUUGUGCUUCCUUCAAAGAAGCCAUGACAGUGUAGCCAAGACUUGUUUUCUGCCUGAUUCUGAGGGUGAUGGAAGUCUGAGGUCCAGGGGACCCCUCCACCUCAGUGGAGUGCCAGGCCCCCUCAGGAGGGAGAUUUCCUCCACCCAGAGCUGUCUCCUGUCGGGCAUGAUGGACAAACCCUGCCAAGUCCUACAGAGCGUUGCUGCCAGGCUUCCCCGAGAUGAGUUCUAGAGGUUGUGGGUUAUCAGUCUGGCCAAACACACUCACUACUCACCCCAGAGAGACACGCAUGUGCACAUGCUUCAGCCCACACAGGAAAGCCCAUUCCACAUUCUGAAAAGAAAAUACCAAAUUGAUUUUUUUCUUUCUGGAAAUCAGUCAUUACAGUAAGUGAAAAAGUUGGAUUCCACUGAAGCUGAGAGAUUUGGUUGAAUUUUGUGAACCCAAUUAAGUUGGGGUCAACUGGGUGAUUUAGUUGCUCAGUUAACUUACUGGCUUCUUGCUUUCUCUGUUCUCUGAGAGGAAACUGGGAUCAAGGCACCCUCUUGAUAGGCUGGAAGUCUCCUCUACUUUGCUCAGUCAUCUCAAGAAAAUUUUAUUUUGAGAUGAGGAAGGAGAACAAAGUAGAGCACAUCUAAGACGAGAAGUGGGCAGGGAAGGACAGGUAUCUUCCUAGGCACCAGCCACUGCUGUUAGCUCCCUUAUGCCCACUGUGAACGCAACAAGCCAGGUUAGUUCACGAAGUCCCUGCCAUGUGGGGCCCAAGACAUGUCCCUGAGUCGGCAAAACCUAGCCUGGCUGCAACUUCCUGGCUUCCCACGUGUACACGCUGUCUGCAGACUCACUCAUUCCCUACCUGUCUCUCCGUCCUCCCCAGGGACCCCUGGUGUAAAACACAAAGGCUCCAGCAACACCGCCAGGCCCUGGUAACGUCCGAUGCCCUCCCGGGCUCGGCAGCAACACCGGAAGCCUGGAGGCUGUGGGCCGGCGUGAGAUGGCCUGACCCAGCCCAGGCCUCCUCCCUGUAGCAAUUCCAAGUGCUGUUACUUAACCGACGGACAAUUUCUAAUUUUAUUUUUUAUGAUUAUUUGUUUCUAUAUUGCUGUUAGAAAAAGUGAAAUAAAAAUAUUUCGAAAGAA
Manis pentadactyla (Chinese pangolin) is the source of this 4429-nucleotide messenger RNA. RefSeq names its product family with sequence similarity 167 member A (gene FAM167A). The transcript is spliced from 5 exons. Lineage: Eukaryota; Metazoa; Chordata; Mammalia; Pholidota; Manidae. The coding region runs from base 1205 to 1930 and encodes 241 amino acids. The record is from RefSeq and is a predicted model, not a curated record.